Paramisgurnus dabryanus is the source of this 4885-nucleotide messenger RNA. RefSeq names its product sulfatase 2a (gene sulf2a). Gene Ontology annotation, biological process: positive regulation of vascular endothelial growth factor production; positive regulation of Wnt signaling pathway; heparan sulfate proteoglycan metabolic process. The record is from RefSeq and is a predicted model, not a curated record. Gene Ontology annotation, cellular component: endoplasmic reticulum; Golgi apparatus; cell surface. Lineage: Eukaryota; Metazoa; Chordata; Actinopteri; Cypriniformes; Cobitidae. Gene Ontology annotation, molecular function: calcium ion binding; glycosaminoglycan binding; N-acetylglucosamine-6-sulfatase activity.
GAUGGCUUCCAGUGAUCCAAUAUAGUCAUGGGUGACAAUAUAACUGAGAUGUGCAAAGACGCCCUCCCUAGCUGAGUGAGCAGGCUUGCAGCUUUAGAACCCAUGUGAAUAGGUGAAGCUCUGCAGCUCCGACAGAUGGCCAGAGCUGCCCCGAUUCAGUCACACUGUUGCCGAAUGAAUGCCGGCUCGGAGACUCCCAGAAAGACUGGAAAAAACACAGUCGGAGGAAUAGUACAGAGAACAAGAAAAGAUGGAGUGAUAGAGUUUCCCCCGGUUGUGAGAGAAUAAGGGAAAUGGGAACAUGUUAAUAUGCAUGAGGGAAGAGUUACUGUGUGAGAGAGAAACAGAAAGAGUGUGUUCGGGGAUCGGCUAUGAGAGAGCCCACUCGCACGGCUGACCGAGGGGGAGCCAAGUCAGGGGUGGUCUGCCGUGGACUGGACAGGUGACGGAUCAUUACAUUCGCCUCUCGUAGUUACAUUGUUUCGGCGAAGGAUUCGGAAGUGGGCAUCAGUGAGAAAUAGCUUGAGAAGACACUCUGAGGUUAAAGCCAUGGCAGUGGGGUGGAGACCAGCCACCCUUCUCCUUGUCUUCGUCCUGACAUUCCUCUUGCCCUCGGAUGGAACCAUGUACCUCUCAGGCAAGAGGCAGAGGUCACGUCUUCAGAGGGAUCGACGAAAUGUUCGUCCAAACAUCAUUUUAAUACUUACUGAUGAUCAGGACAUUGAACUUGGCUCCAUGCAGGCCAUGAACAAAACCAGGCGUAUAAUGAUGCAAGCCGGCACCCACUUCUCCAAUGCGUUCGCCACCACGCCAAUGUGCUGCCCUUCCCGAUCCUCAAUACUGACCGGGAAAUAUGUGCACAACCACCACACCUACACCAACAAUGAGAACUGCUCCUCUCCAUCCUGGCAGGCCCACCAUGAACCUCAUACAUUUGCCGUCCACCUUAACAAUUCAGGAUACAGGACUGCCUUUUUUGGGAAGUACCUUAAUGAAUACAAUGGCUCAUACGUACCACCUGGAUGGAGAGAAUGGGUAGCACUCGUCAAAAAUUCUCGUUUCUACAACUACACUUUGUGUCGAAAUGGUAUGCUGGAAAAGCAUGGAACAGAGUACCCGAAGGAUUAUCUUACUGAUUUGAUCACAAGCGACAGCAUCAAAUUCUUCCGUACAUCAAAGCGAAUGUACCCACACAGGCCUGUCCUGAUGGUACUGAGCCACGCUGCCCCUCAUGGCCCUGAGGAUGCUGCACCUCAAUACAGCAAUGCCUUUCCCAAUGCAUCUCAACAUAUAACCCCAAGUUACAACCACGCCCCCAACCUAGACAAGCAUUGGAUUCUGCGAUACACUGGACCAAUGAAACCUGUGCAUAUGCAAUUCACCAAUAUGUUACAGAGAAGACGACUGCAGACCUUGCUGUCAGUGGAUGACAGCGUUGAGAAGGUGUACAACAUGUUGGUGGAAACCGGAGAGCUGGAGAGCACCUACAUCAUCUACAUGUCUGACCACGGCUAUCACAUUGGCCAGUUUGGACUUGUCAAGGGCAAAUCCAUGCCGUAUGAAUUUGACAUCCGAAUCCCAUUCUAUCUCAGAGGUCCCAAUGUGGAAGCUGGUGCCAUUAAUGCUCAUAUGGUCCUAAACAUUGACCUGGCUCCUACCCUGCUUGACAUGGCUGGAAUAGAUAUUCCACUGGACAUGGAUGGUAAAUCUAUCCUCAAGCUACUGGAGACAGAAAAACCAGUCAACAGUUUCACUAGGUUUCAUUUCCACAAGAAGGCGAAAGCAUGGCGAGAUUCUUUCCUAGUAGAGAGGGGAAAACCCCUGCAUAAGCAAGCAGAUGGCAAAGAGGUGGAACAGAAUUCCCUGCCAAAAUAUAAGCGGGUCAGAGAUCUGUGCCAAAGAGCAGAGUACCAGACUCCCUGUGAGCAACCAGGCCAGAAGUGGCAGUGUAUUGAGGAUACCACAGGUAUGCCAAGGUUAUAUAAGUGUAAAGGGAUGGCGGGGCUCUAUGCACCUCGUGCUCUCGCUCUGAUGGCGUCCAGCGGGGCGCAGAACUACAGAGCUCGAUCCACAUCAUCCAACUGUGAUUGUGAACCCACUGUGCCUCUCAAGAGGAAAAAGUCACUCACCAAAAAGACUACACAGUCGAAGUCCAAGAAGAGUUUGCCAAGAAAUCGCUGGGCCCGCUCGGCUCCUUAUCACCUGGACUCAGAUGUUUACACGCUGGACCUGGAAAAGGGCUACCAGCGUCUCAAACUGAAUAACACCAGGCUUAAACUGGGCAGAAAGCAGGCCGUGUAUGGAGAAAAUGAAGAGUUCAGUGGAAUGGGUCCAGCAGACACCAACAUCAACAGUCUCACGCCACCCGCUGCACUUAAAGUCACCUACAGAUGCUCAAUACUGAUGAAUGAUACAGUCAGAUGUGAUGGUGGAUUAUAUAAAUCUCUGCAAGCAUGGAAAGAUCACAAAGUUCACAUUGAGCAUGAGAUUGAGACAUUGCAAACCAAAAUAAAGAAUCUUAGAGAGGUCAAAGGGCAUCUUAAGCAGGCACGACCUAAGGAAUGUGAAUGUAACCAAAACAUGUUUCAGCCCCCAAACAGUAAUCUGUUCAAACUCAAAUCAGGCCGGACACAUUCUCUCAAAAUGGCCUCCAAAGAUAAGAAACAGUGGCUGAUGAAAGAUCAGAAACGCAGGAAGAAGUUGAGGAAGUUUCUUAAGCGACUCCGAAAUAAUGACACCUGCAGCAUGCCCGGCCUUACUUGCUUUACCCAUGACAACCAGCACUGGCACACUGCCCCCUUUUGGACAAUGGGACCAUUCUGUGCUUGCACAAGCGCCAACAACAAUACUUACUGGUGUUUAAGGACCAUAAAUGAGACGCACAACUUCCUGUUUUGUGAGUUCGCCACCGGUUUCCUGGAGUAUUUUGAUCUCAACGCAGAUCCUUAUCAGCUGUUGAACGCGGUGAGCACGCUCGAUCGUGAUGCUGUCAACCACAUGCAUCAGCAGCUCAUGAAACUGCGCAGCUGCAAAGGUCACAAGGAGUGCGAUCAGGAGACAGGUGGUAAAGACAAAAACUCUUUUUAUGAUUACAGGCCCCUACAUCGCCGAAAGAGGCCAAAAGUGAAGAAAGCCUCCUCCAAAUCAAUGGGCCAAAUUUGGGAAGGAUGGGUAGGUUAGAUUUGUCUUUGCUCUCCAUCAUGAAGGACACACACAGAAGUGGAAUGUAAAGUGAUGGACUUUUGACCUGAGGACAGUGAGCACACUGCCGUCUCUAUUAAAGGAUGGAUUUGCUCUCUCUUUGAAUGCAGUUGUCUUUGUUUCCACCCACUACAUUUUCGGACAACAAAUAUCAUGGUUUUUACCAUAAUGGACACUUGGAUUUAAUAACAACCCAGUCACUAUCGGAGCAGACGCACAACAUUAUGUGGCACAAAAUAGAAAGCUCAUCACUUUGCAAUGUGGUGUUAUUGGUUUUCAUUGAUGCUGUGUUUCUGUUAGACUCUGAUAUGCGACUGUGACUUUGUCAUAAGUCAGAGCGAUAACACUUCUGCUCCUGUGCAUAUUCUAAUACAACUUUAAAAGUGGAAAUAAAGCAACCAUCAGAUGUUUAAUUCAUAAUACUUUACUCAUUUUGUACUAUAUGAUGUAAAUGUCAUCUGCAACCUAUGCGAUUGGGUGAUUCUCACGAAAUCCAGGCUUAAAAGGUGUCCAGCAUCAGAUUUUUUUAAAGCCAAUUUUUUUUGCAAGAUUAAGGUCUACUAUAACCAUUCUUUUUAGAGGAUUUAAAAAUAUUUCCUAUAGAAUUAUUUAAAUUUUUUAGAUUAUCAAUAUCAAAAAUUAUCAUUACCGCAACAUGAUAUUACAUUAAAUAUCUGCAUUUACAAACUAAUGUUUCGGUAACGAGAACUAAAAAGUUUUCUAGGUACUAUGACAAACUAAAUUUCAACUUUUAUCUGGAGAGAAAAAAUAAGAACUGCUUACCUGGUAGCCAUCUUGAGUGUCACAGUCAAUUAUGUCCCCUCCAACAUUUUUUUUUUUAAAUGUUAGUUCCUUGAGGGCUUAAUCAAUGAUUGAAAAUUGUUGCGGAGGAUGAGAACCUUUUUGUGGACACAUUUAUAUUCCUUAUUAUUGUCUCUAUAUUUACCAAUGAUCACCAUAUCACGUUUCUUUACUGUAAAUGUUUAUAGUACAACAUGCACUGAAUCUUUGUAUUUUUUUAAAAAAAAUUUAUUAUAAAUAUUUCCAUGUCAAAGAACCAAAAUCCAAUCAUGGACACAUUGCGGUAAUGAAAUUUUUCCCCUUAAAUGUGGAAAAAACAAAAUUGGUUUGUAUGAUGUCAUUUGAAAUCAUGUGCAAAAUAGUACACGAAGAGAUGUUUGUAACUGUAUGCUUCUUUUUUUGAUACUUUUACUUUGCAUUUACUUUUUUAUUAAAAUGUUUCAUGACACCUCAUAAGUCUAAUUUCACGUGAAUCACCCGAUUAUGUUUAUGGAAAUAUGUUGCUUAUCAUUUAAAACAUGGUGCUACUGUAAGUUAACACUUGGAACUGAAUGCAGCAUAUUAUGUUUUUGAAUGUAUGUGUAAUUAAUGUAAAUAUUUUUACCAGACUGAACAUACAGGAGUUUCUCGUUCUGACAGUCAGUAUGAAUGUAUGAAAGGAGAAUACCCUUCAGUCUAACAAAAGUUUUAAGUUUAUUUGAAUGCACUUAUGAAUAACAAACUAAAUGGUUUUGCAGUAUGUGUUGUAGUUAUGAAAUUACACCUGUGUAGCUGUUUUCAUGAACAAGUUCCUUCCUUUUUUUUUUGUUUUAUUUUGCCUUGAAACCUGGAAAACAAUGAAGAUAUGUUAGUUUGUAAAUAAAGUGUUAAAUUCUUGUGAAUA